Thlaspi arvense is the source of this 918-nucleotide messenger RNA. Lineage: Eukaryota; Viridiplantae; Streptophyta; Magnoliopsida; Brassicales; Brassicaceae. The record is from the annotation of a GenBank genome assembly.
AUGGGUUUCAUCUCUCUGCAAUCUUGGAGCAGAGGAGCUUCAACUUCUGUUCAUCUCCUUCGUCCAGUUGGUCCGAACCCUAAGCUAUAUGAUGCUUCUCGAGCAGUACAAGCAGCCAAAUUUUACACUGGUUUUAAGUUUGAUGUUAGAGCCUCUUCGAGUCGUAAAUCACUUAAGAAACUCAGAAGAGAAUCUCAACAAGGUAAAGACAUAACCAGGAGAAACGUUACAGAAGAUGAAGAAGAAGUUGCUCAAGUUUCUUCUCCCAAGUUUAAAGAAGCUCAAGUCGAUACUUCAACUUCAAAUGACUCCAUCGAUGUUGUUGCUCCUCGAGACAAAGUGCUUCAGGCCUGCACAGCAACCUCCGGUUUAAUGGCUGCAUUAGGCCUAAUCAUCAGGAAGGCGUCUCAUGUCGCUUCGACUGAAGGAUUACCAGUUCUAGACUGCUCUACAGAUAUACCAUUUGGUUUUGAAACUUGGCAUCUCGGUUUAAUCGCUGGAAUCGUUGUGUUUAUAUCAUCAAGCAGGUUCUUGCUACUAAAGUCUUGGCCAGAUUUUGCUGAGUCAAGUGAAACAGCAAACCAACAGAUCCUUACUUCGCUCGAACCUCUAGAUUACCUUCUUGUUGCGAUUUUACCUGGAAUUAGUGAGGAGAUGCUCUUUCGAGGUGCAUUGAUGCCUUUGUUCGGAACCAAUUGGAACAGUAUUGUGGGAGUUGGACUCAUCUUCGGUUUACUUCAUCUUGGGAGUGGAAGAAAGUAUUCUUUUGCAGUUUGGGCGUCGAUUGUCGGAAUAGUCUAUGGUUAUGCAGCGGUUUUGUCGGCGAGUCUUCUUGUUCCGAUGGCCUCACACGCGCUUAACAAUUUGGUCGGAGGUUUGCUGUGGCGAUAUAGUUCCAAGCUCAAGUCGUUGGAGUGA